AGUGGAACUGAUUGCUCACGCUUCCGGUUUCGAUACGGACGCUAGUAUGCGACGCACCAGUAAGCUGUCAAAAAUCUUAAACUUAAAAAUGCGGUUUUUGCACGUACGUGCACAUUUUUUGACGUUGUAGAGGAAGAUCGAUUACAAGGAACGAAUGCUUCUCAUGCCCCCUUAAUCAACCUCAUCUACCAUUCAUUUCCAUAAGGGUGUUAUCAAAGAUCGAGUGUUUUGUGUUUUUGAGUAAAGCAUGGAGAGAUUCGAGGUUUAUAUCUUCACUGCUCUGUGCAGCGUUAACUUUCUGAUUUCAUGCCUUCUGUUCUCUAAAAUCACACGGGAACAGAGAGAGCCGUACAUGGAUGAGAUAUUCCAUGUUCCUCAAGCCCAGAAGUACUGCGAGGGGAAGUUUAACGAGUGGAAUCCGAUGAUCACCACUCUUCCCGGGUUGUAUCUGGCCUCGGUGGGUCUGAUCAAGCCGGUGGUGUGGUUAGCUGAUCUGAAGGGCAGUGUGAUCUGCUCCACUGCCAUGCUGAGAUUCAUCAAUCUGCUCUUUAACAGCGGGAAUCUCUACAUAAUCUACCUGCUCAUCUGCAGACUUCACGUGAAAGAUAAGUCCCGUUCCGCCGCUCGUCGAAUGUUCUCCGCCCUGGCUCUGUCCACUUUCCCGGUGCUGUACUUCUUCACCUUCCUGUACUACACCGACGCUGGCUCCACAUUCUUCACCCUCUUCAUGUACCUCAUGACGUCGUACGGAAGCCACAAAGCGGCGGCGCUUCUCGGGGUCUGCGCCAUUCUCUUCCGACAGACCAACAUCAUCUGGGUGGCGUUCUGUGCCGGCACCGUGGUGGCUCAAAAAAUGGACGAGACGUGGCGGACCGAACAGUCGAAGAAGAGAGACGAUAAGCUACCUUCUCAGGUCCCCCUAACCAUCAGCGGGGCAACGAGAGUGAUGCGUUUCCUGUUGGAAUUCCUCAAAACGCCCAACAAUAUAAAAGCCACGGUCUUGUCGACGUGGCCGUAUAUUGCCGUAGCCGUGCUUUUCGCCGUUUUCCUUGUGCUGAAUAACGGGAUCGUGGUUGGAGAUCGUAGCAGUCACGAAGCAUGUCUGAACUUUCCUCAGCUUUUCUAUUUCCUGUCGUUUGCUCUUAUGUUUUCUCUUCCCACCUCGCUGAGUUACCAAAAGGCAGUCAGGUUUCUGCAGUCUUUAAGAAAGCAGCCCUCGGUUUAUGCCGCGCUGGUGACGCUCUUCCUGCUUUUAGCCUGGAAAUUCACGUUUGUUCACAAGUACCUGCUUGCGGACAACAGGCACUUCCCGUUUUACGUGUGGAAAAGGAUUUUCCAGAGACACGAGCUUGUCCGUUUCCUGUUGGUCCCUGGAUACGUGUUUGCGGCAUGGAACUUUCUAGAUGCUCUGAGGUCCAGGUCGUUGUUCUGGUUCCUGGUUUUCUCCACGUGUUUGCUGGGGGCCACCGUUCCACAGAAACUCCUGGAGUUCCGGUAUUUUAUACUUCCGUAUCUGUUGUAUCGCGUCCACAUCCCGAUACCGUCUUUACCCAGACUGCUGCUCGAGUUUGGCCUCUACACCGCGGUUAACGCGGCUACGGUUUACGUGUUUGUCUAUAAAACAUUUCAGUGGCCCAACAGCACUGCUGAGCAAAGAUUCAUGUGGUGACAAAAAUAUGAAACGCCAUUUUCUAUCCACCGAGGAAAAGGAGUGACGUUUUCACUAUUUAUCAAUAAUCAAAAUAGUUGUACUUCACAAUGGAACGCCACGCCGUUGCUGUACUGUUGAGCCAUGCUCCAUUUUGAAUUUUUAUGUUAUCUAGUUUGUUUGAAGCCACUGGUCAUAUUAAGUCGUUCGCAAAUGUAUGGGCAAGGAUUUAGUUUUAGUUCAUUUUGUAUACUAUGUAAUACGUAUGUGUGCAGUUACUGUUAAAUGUAAUCAUUCCGACCCAACCAGAAUUGAUUUUUGUUGUCAUUUUUGUUGUAAUAGUCGUUCACCUCAUGUUUGUGUAUUAAAUAUUAUUUAAGUUCACUUAAUUCAGAUAAUUAUUAUGGUGGCUGUUGUUCACGGUGUAGUCUUACAUUUACAUUCGUUUCAUUUUCGUCUCAUUUCUUCGUGGUUUCAAAAUUUCAACGUUAAUUUCUCAUUGUAAAUGAUUUGCGUCCGUGCUGUUUGUGUUUCACUUACUUCUUUUCAAUAUGAAUUAAAUUCCUUUUGUUACAUAAA
Puntigrus tetrazona (Sumatra barb) is the source of this 2227-nucleotide messenger RNA. RefSeq names its product ALG10 alpha-1,2-mannosyltransferase (gene alg10). Gene Ontology annotation, cellular component: endoplasmic reticulum. Gene Ontology annotation, molecular function: dolichyl pyrophosphate Glc2Man9GlcNAc2 alpha-1,2-glucosyltransferase activity. Lineage: Eukaryota; Metazoa; Chordata; Actinopteri; Cypriniformes; Cyprinidae. The coding region runs from base 248 to 1669 and encodes 473 amino acids. The transcript has 3 exons. Gene Ontology annotation, biological process: protein N-linked glycosylation; dolichol-linked oligosaccharide biosynthetic process. The record is from RefSeq and is a predicted model, not a curated record.